Messenger RNA from Ceraceosorus guamensis, 2022 nucleotides. RefSeq lists its product as hypothetical. Gene Ontology annotation, cellular component: MOZ/MORF histone acetyltransferase complex. The transcript is spliced from 4 exons. Lineage: Eukaryota; Fungi; Basidiomycota; Exobasidiomycetes; Ceraceosorales; Ceraceosoraceae. The record is from RefSeq and is a predicted model, not a curated record. Gene Ontology annotation, molecular function: protein binding. The annotation marks the transcript as partial. Gene Ontology annotation, biological process: regulation of transcription by RNA polymerase II.
AUGCCCUCUUCGACGCCCAACAGCUUGCCUCUGGCAUCCUCCUUGCCACGCGUCUCCUUUCGCAAAGUCCCAGCAUCGGAAGCUCUCGCAUAUCGCAACGAUGGCACACACUUGAGCGGUGCCGUUGCGCCCAAUGAGAGCGCUUCCAGCUCCAUUGCCACGCCGUCUGCCAUGGCGCACGUGUCCGUGAUGGAUGCGCACUACAUCGCCUACGGCUACAACGACGGCACCCCCUUUGAGAAGCCGGAGCACUACCUGCGACACGUCGAGCCUCUGGAGAUGGAAAGGAAUAGACAGGUCGAGUACGAUAUGGACGAGCAGGACAAGGAGUGGUUGGAUGCUCUGAAUCAGGAUAGACGCAAGGAUCAGUUGGAUCAGAUCUCCUACGAGUCGUUCGAGAUCAUCAUUGAUCGGUUCGAAAAGGAAUGGUUCGACCUGAUCAAGCGCGUGCCUUCCCAUCGGCGGGAUGGUCGAGAAGGAGCAGCGGAUGGUAAGGAUGAAGGAUCUGAUGGGGAAGAUACAGAGUGCGCCAUAUGCUCGGACGCAGAGUGCGAGAACAGCAACGCCAUCGUCUUCUGCGACGGCUGCAACCUGGCAGUCCAUCAAGAUUGCUACGGCAUUCCUUAUAUCCCCGAAGGUCAGUGGUUGUGCAGGAAGUGCACAGUCUCGCCCGAUAGAGCAGUGUCGUGCGUGCUAUGCCCAAACGAGGGCGGCGCUUUCAAACAGACGACUCAGGGCAAAUGGGCACAUUUGCUUUGUGCGGUUUGGAUUCCCGAGACGGGCGUCAGCAAUCCGGUGUACAUGGAGCCGAUCGACUCGGUAGAGCGCAUCCCAAAAGCGAGAUGGAAGCUGCAAUGCUACCUAUGCCAACACCGGACAGGCGCGUGCAUUCAGUGCGACAACAAGCAUUGCUUCACGGCGUUUCACGUCACAUGCGCACGCAAAGCUCAAUUGCUGGUCCGAUCGCAGAGGCAAAGAGCCACGCACCACUCUCACAAUGGAGCGGCAGGAGCUGGAUCAGAUUCGGAAGAGGAAGAAUCAAACGAGGUCUUGAAAGCUUAUUGCCACAAGCAUUUGCCGGGAAAGAUCAGGCUGGCCAAGGCUAGCGAGGCUAGGAUCAAGGAGAUUGCUGCAAACGAGCAGGAGGGGUUGACUUCUGCGCGAGCGCAAGGCUUGUCCAGCGCCGUAGAAGCGCCUGAUCAGACAAAGAAGAGAAGCAUCAAGCUCGUCGUUCGAUCGGGCGCAGACGGUUCUCGUCCAUCCGGUGGUGCUGGCGCAUCGACCUUGUCCAAAGAAGCUCGUGCAUACAAAAAGACCUACCGAUCGGGUCCUCCACUAGUCCCAGCCUACAUCGUUACGCGCGUGAUGGAGUACAUUUCAAAGAUUUCGUUGAGAAAAAAGCUGGAAUUGGUGCAGAGGAUAGCUAGGUUUUGGAGCUUGAAGAGGGAAGCUAGAAGAGGCGCUCCGCUGCUCAAACGAUUGCACUUGGAGCCUUGGACGGCUAGCAAGGAUGGAAAAGAGCAAACGGAUGCGCAGCGCGUCAAAAAGCUCGAGUUCCUCUUUCGACUUCGUGAAGAUCUGGAGAAGAUCAGAAUGCUCGCUGAGCUGGUCAGAAAGAGGGAAAAGGAAAAGUUGAGAGGCGUGCAGCUUUUGAGAGACUCUUUGGUUAAUGGUGUUCUCCUGCCCUAUCUCGGUGUUCUUCGAAAGAUACUAGAGAGGGUUUCAAGCCUUGAUCGAGCAGGCUUCUUCAGCAGACCAGUCUCUGCCAUCGACGUGCCUGACUAUCACACGGUGAUCCAAAGCCCAAUGGAUUGGUCCACCAUCUCUCAAAAGCUGGAAGAACUUCACUACGCCACUGCGCUCGAGUUCAAGCAGGACAUUCUGCUCGUGCUCAAUAAUGCCAUGCACUACAACAAGCCGGAAACGGCUUUCCAUCGCUCUGCACUGCGUAUACUCAAGGCGUGCCAGGAUGAGAAGGGUGGAAUCUUUUUAGAACUAGAUCGGCUAGCAAAGGUGCACUUA